Messenger RNA from Xenopus laevis (African clawed frog), 1888 nucleotides. RefSeq names its product general transcription factor IIE, polypeptide 1, alpha 56kDa, gene 2 L homeolog (gene gtf2e1.2.L). The transcript has 5 exons. Gene Ontology annotation, biological process: transcription initiation at RNA polymerase II promoter; regulation of DNA-templated transcription; DNA-templated transcription. Bases 229 to 1491 code for a protein of 420 amino acids. The record is from RefSeq and is a predicted model, not a curated record. NCBI's taxonomy places the organism in Eukaryota, Metazoa, Chordata, Amphibia, Anura, Pipidae. Gene Ontology annotation, cellular component: nucleus; transcription factor TFIIE complex.
AUCCCAUAGGGAAUGCUUAUUGUCUGAACAUAGGGAUGGAUGCAGUGAUUGCUUUUGUAAUCCCGGGACACAAGCACUGGUUAAUCUGUGAAAUGUGCAAUAAAGCAGUGAUUCAGCUGCAACGUGGCCUUUGAUUGGGCGCAUUCUCCUUCAUUGUGAUCAGCUUCUUUCUUCUGCCUCCUCUGGAUUUCAGCAAACAAGGCCUGUGCCUAUGGAAAGAUUAUUACGAUGGGGGAUCAAGAAACCAUGACUGAGGUUCCCGCGGCCCUGAAGCGUCUUGCCAAGUAUAUGGUUCGUGGCUUUUAUGGACUGGAGUACUCGCUGACCCUCGAUGUUCUGAUCCGAUAUCCGUGUGUGAAAGAGGAUGACAUUGCUCUGCUUCUGAAGUUUGAAAAGAAGCAACUUCGCACCAUCCUUAAUACCCUGAAAUCAGACAAGUUCGUCAAGUGUCGCAUGAGAGUGGAGACCGGCCCAAAUGGCAAGAGCACCAGACAUAACUAUUACUACAUCAAUUACAAAGUUCUGGUAGACGUUGUCAAGUAUAAACUGGACCACAUUCGGCGUAAAAUAGAGUCUGAUGAAAGGGAUUCCACCACCAGAGCUUCGUUUAAGUGUCCUGGAUGCCUCAACACAUACUCAGACCUGGAGGUUAACCAGCUCUUCGAUCCAUUCACAGAGCUUUUUCGCUGCACAUAUUGCAACGUUGAAGUCGAGGAAGACUCUUCCUCUCUGCCCAAAAGAGAUGCCAGGACUUUACUAGCCCGCUUCAACGAGCAGAUUGAGCCCAUUUUUGUGCUGCUUCAGGAAACAGAAGAUAUUAUCCUUCCAUGUGAAUUGCUUGAACCCCAGCCUACUGAGAUCCCAGAGCUGUCAGGAAGCUUUGACCAGCAGUCUGGUUCACUAGCACUGGAUCUUCAAGGACAUCAAGGAAAGUGGGCCAACAAAAAUUCUAUGGGCAAUAUGUACGUACAGAACGUGACCAUUAAUGUGCGGGAAUCUGACCUUAAGAAAAAAGGCAAAGAAAGGAAGGUAAAGGAGCAGCCCGUGUGGAUGAAGAAUAGUACUGUGCAUGAGACCCCGGCCGAGGAAUCCAGUACUAGUUUAAAACCUGAACCUGUGAUAGAGGAUGAGAACGCAAACCUGAAGGAUGAUACCCCAGAUAAUGAAGUGAUAAGAACUCUCCUAAUCCAUGAGAUGAAAUCUAUGUCAGGACCAGCUGUCAAUUCUUUUCCUAAAAGUGAUUCGGGAAGUGAUACCAGCGAAUCAGACGAGGAGAAAAAAAGCACCAAACCAGCACUGGGCGAAUCACACAGCAAUGCAGAACAGGAGGAGGAGUCGGAGGCUGUGGAUCCGGUGGUUAUGGUCGGUGGACAGCCUCACGUCUAUAGUGAAGUCAGCCAGAACCCAAGCCUUGUCUCUUUCAUGACGGAGGAGGAGAGGGAAGCCUAUAUCAAAGUGGGACAGAAAAUGUUUCAGUCUGUUUUUGAAUGACACUAAAGGGAUCACCAGUUCAGAUGUUAUAAAGUUGAUUUGGGAACGGAUUCAGACUCUUUUGUUUCAGGAUAAAGACUGCCGAACUUAUUGAAUUCCUACUGAACUGUUGAUACAAAAUGUAUAAUUUUCAUUGUAGUUUAUUUUGUUAGUCUGGCUACACACUCACAUAGUCCUACAACACAAGAGCUCCGCACUGGAUGCUGCCCCCAUCCCUCCACCAAUAUUAACUAACCAACUGCCCUGCACUAUGACGUGGGAUAAAGUGGCCGACGGAUGUACCAUAAGUCUUUAGUUCCUGCCACGUUUUGGAAGGUAAAGAACGAUAACAAGGACAGUGUUGGUUUUGUGGUGCUCUAUGUAUUGUAAACAAAUAAAUGUGCACAUACAGCAUUAA